Molecule: messenger RNA, 3479 nt
Organism: Leptopilina heterotoma
Lineage: Eukaryota; Metazoa; Arthropoda; Insecta; Hymenoptera; Figitidae
Exons: 4
Coding region: 157-2307 (716 amino acids)
Source: RefSeq, a predicted model, not a curated record
AGUCACGAUUUCUAGAUAAUAAUUUUAUUACUUACUACUAUUACCACUAUAAAAGCUUCAUGAAGAGACGCAUAUUUUAAAGUCGUGUAUGUACUAUUUGUUUGCGAAAAAACCGAACUAAGAAUCUAAGGAGUGACCCUUAUUUUGUGGUUUAAGAUGGAGGCUACAACAUUUAUUUCGCCUUUAACAAACAAUCAAUUUUUUUCUGUGUGUCACUACAUUACAACGUUGGGAAUUAUUUUGAAUAACAAUAACCUGCUUUCAACUCCAGCGGAAAAUGAUACCGUACCCGUGCUAAAUGCCUUCUUUGAAUAUCUAAACAAGUCAAAUAAUGAGUCAGUUGCAAAAAUCCAUCUUUUUAAAGAAAUGCGAAGUAAAAUUAAUGUUUCUGAUUACGAAGAGCUAAAAAACUUUGAGAAUGUUAACAAAUUAUAUCAGUACAUUAUUAAUAUGGGUCUAUUUGCCCAUUAUGGAAAUAUUGCAGAUUAUGUAAGUAAUAUUUACCAGGAUAAUAACGACAAAAGCUUUUCCAAUCAGCAAGAAAUUUUGUUUCACGAUUUCUCAAACAAUCUCACUAUUAAGAAUAUUUGCUCGUUGAGAAAGGAAUCCAAAAAUCUUAAUUCUUUUGCAAUUAAAAGAAUCUUUGUAGAGUAUGUUUUACCUGUUUUUACUGAAAUAUGGAAAGAAAGGAAAAAUUUAAGUGUGCAAAGAAACGAUUUGAAAAUAGUAAAACGGUUUAAAAGACAAGAAUCAUCGCCAGAAGACAGUGAUAUUGAUGUUGUAGGAUUGGAUGAAGACCCACCUAAAGUAGAGGAUCCAAUAAGAAAUUUUCGUCUUGAAUUUUUAUUAAAACUAAAAGUUAAUGGUUUAACAAUUUUAAAUCAAGAGAAAAAUUUAUUCUGCAAUAUAGUAACAAGCAUCGCUAUUGAGCAAGUACGUGAUGGUUUAAAUUAUCCACUUGAACUCUGGCUUCUAGAAAUUACAACUAACGUAACUAAUGUCAAUCAUUUAAUUAAUUUGAAAGGAUCAUCAUUUUUCGUUAACGACUUUAUGUUGGUAACAACGAAUCCAUCUGGUCAAGUGCCACCAAAAAUAUGGAAACCAUAUACACAGUCGGAUGAAACAAACGUACUUUAUCACAUAGUAAGUGAAUCACUACACGGUUUUGUCGCUUUGCAUGAAUUCAAUAUUCAUAAUCUAUACAUACUAUUGCCACAAGUUGAAUUUACAGUUACGGAUGCGAGAUAUCAGGAAAUUGAAAACAAAUUGGUUUUAAUUGUCGAUUUGAAAAGAAAUGAUUUAUCUUCUGAUAGAUGGAAUACUAUUAUUAAUAAUAUAAAACACAGAAAACUUUCUAAUACAAGAAAUUCGAGAAGGAUGAAUGCUAUUCAAAGAGCUGCAGAAUUGAUCUCGUCAAAGGUUCCAAUGAAAACGUUUACUGAAGCUGUGAAUAUGUUAAAGAGUUACAUUUUAAAUGUAGAUGCUAUUAAUUUUUAUUCAUUGACAUAUAAUCAUUUGGCUCAAAAUUAUAUGCAGCACAUGAGGAUUAUGGACUUUUAUUCACCUUGGAAAAUUAAUAAUAGCAAAUACAUAAAUGAUGUUCUAUAUAAAUCAAAAUUUUAUUUUCAACAUAACAAUGAUCAAUAUUACUGGAAAUUGAAGACACUAUUUAAUUCAAAAUCGAGUUCCAUUUUUGAUUACUAUUAUAAUACAUACAAAACAAAUUUAAAUUAUUUACAAAACAAACUUCGAUUUGAAGAUUUUUAUAGAAUUAGUUAUUUCUUAAACAAAACACAAGUUGGACGUCUGGUAUCUGAUUUACGAGUUGCACUUUUGAGAGUGGCUCUUAGACAAUGUGAUGAGGAAUUGAAUGAAGAGCCAAUUGUACUUUAUCAGGCUUUUUAUGUGACCGAUUCUUCUAAGAACAUAUACCAUUAUACAGGAAUGUCUGUGACUUUAAGAUUAAGAGAACCAUGCAGUAGAAAUCGAAAUCUUCUGCUAUCAAACGUCUUAAAUGAUACUAGUAGCACAGGAAUAGUAAUAUUUUACAAAAUACACCUGAAAAAUCGUCGUGGAGUGGCAGACAUUUAUCAAUUUAGCAGAAGUGAAAUCAAAUCACAUUUUUUAUCUAUUGAUGAAAAAUAUGAACGAAUUGAAAAAGUUAAAGAAACCAUUAGGAAUCAGAAAGUAAUUUUCAUGACGGUUAAACCCAUCGAAGAAAAGACAAAAGAAGAAAAAAUAAUCGACAUUGUAAAAGAGCUGAAUGAUAUUUAUGUAAAUGGACAGAAAUAUUAUAUUGAGGAUUAAUAAAAAGCAAUUAAAUACAAUUUUCUUCAUGUUUUUCUAAUAUCCGAUUGUAUUUGCAUUAAAUUUGGCUAUUAAAAAAGAAAUUGCCUGAAAUCGACUCUGACGUCACAACUGAAAAGCCUAAUUCAACCAAAAAACAGUUCAUCUCUCGCCUCGUCGGGCUGACCAACCUUGAAAAUGCAAACGCCCCAUUACUCGAGUUAUAAAAAAGGGACUACAUAGUUUAUGAACAACCCCUUACUUUCUCUCGAGUUUCAAAACCCAUCCCUGCAAUUUCCCCCAAUAAAAUUACCAGAUUUAUGAACUUGUUGCUAUCCAACCUUGGCGCAAUAACUCGAACAGACGCCGCGAGGUCUAGACUUCUGCGUGAAAUACACCAAUCGGACAAUUUGAUUUACUUAUCAGUUGUGUUUCUGUCGUUGUGCGAGAAGGUUAAGUGUUUUUCAUCAUUUCAAAAAGUGGCGUCCCGUGACGGAGAGGGAAGUAGCUGAGAAACUAAUGAUUGACUGCGUCUUAAUGAGACACUGAAAAAUUGAACGUUUAAUGGAGACAUCUCCCUCGUCGUAAUAUGGGAAUCCAUAUUUCACGCUAAAACCUACAAUCCAGUGUUUAUCAUAAUUGUCACAUUUCUUCAUUCGGCAUCAGCAAGUCAUGAAAAUGAGGCCGAAGUACACGACGACCUGGACGGUAGAGUAAAUAAAAAUAUCAAGAAAAGAAAAAUUUUCUACAAUCAUUUUUAACAAGAGAUUUGAAUAAUUUUCGCAUUUAUCAAAAUGGAUAUAACAGUAUUAAUGAAUUUGACAAUUCUUCAAAAGACAUUAAAGGUAAAAUUAUUAUUUCUCAAGAAAGAAUGACGCAAACUAAACAAGAGAAAUGAUUAAUUGUUUAAAUUGUUACAAGAGUGACACAAUGCAUUAUAAUUGGAUUACUUAGCGGAAAAGUCACUCUCUGAAAAGUCAACUUUAUAAUAACUGUAUAUUAUUAUUACUAUUAUUAUUAUUAUUAAUUACUAUUAGUAUUACAAAAGAAAAUAUAACGAACAUAGCGUCUGUAUCUAGAGAUUAUAAAGAAGACAAAAAGAAAAAUACAACGAUAAAAAGAACCUUCUUUCCAAAAUAGAAAAAUUCUCCAAAAAAAAAUCUUCUGAAAAUAGAAUAAUUAUCGAAAAAGUU